Messenger RNA from Thamnophis elegans (Western terrestrial garter snake), 3306 nucleotides. It is a transcript of the gene LRCH4, whose product is annotated as leucine rich repeats and calponin homology domain containing 4. Lineage: Eukaryota; Metazoa; Chordata; Lepidosauria; Squamata; Natricidae. Bases 97 to 2301 code for a protein of 734 amino acids. The record is from RefSeq and is a predicted model, not a curated record. The transcript is spliced from 18 exons. Gene Ontology annotation, molecular function: protein binding.
CUUGCACCGCCCCCUUUGGCUGGGGUCUCGCCGUCUCUGCUUCCCUGUGCUCAUUCGGCUCCCGACGGCCGCAGCGGAGACAGCGGAGCCUGCGGGAUGGCGGCGGGCGAGGGCGGGGCCGACUCGCUGCCCCCGCCCUCCUCCUCCUUGCCCGGGCCCCACCCGGGCCCCGAGCGCGCCCUGGAAGAAGCGGUGGCCUCGGGCAGCCUGAGCUUGGCGGGACGGCGCCUGAGGCACUUCCCCGGAGGAGCCGCUCGGCGCUGGGACCUCAGCGACACCACGCAAGCGGAUCUCUCGCGGAACCGCUUUGCCGAAGUGCCGGAAGACGCCUGCCACCUGAUGUCCCUGGAGGGGCUGAGCCUCUACCACAACUGCCUGCGUAGCCUCCCUCCGGCCAUGGCUAACCUCCAGGCCCUCACCCACCUCAACGUCAGCCGGAACCAGAUCUCCGCCCUACCUGCCUGCCUUUGCCACCUGCCCCUCAAGGUCCUCAUCGCCAGCAACAACAAGCUGUCUUCCCUCCCGGAGGACAUCGGCUCCCUUGGCAGCCUUCGCCAGCUGGAUGUCAGCAGCAACGAACUGCGGUCGCUCCCGGGAAGCAUGGGAGGCCUGGAGCGUCUUCGGGACCUCAACGUCCGCCGGAACCAGAUCACGGUCCUGCCUGAAGAGCUGGGGGAGCUCCCGCUGGUGCGGCUGGACUUCUCCUGCAACCUGGUCACUCGGCUCCCCGUCUGCUUCCGCCACUUGCGACACCUGCAGUGCCUCCUCCUGGAGAACAAUCCCCUGCAGUCCCCACCUGCUCAGGUCUGCCUGAAGGGCAAAAUCCACAUUUUCAAAUACCUCAACACGGAGGCCUGUGGCAAAGGCAGGCCGGGCUUGGCCGAGCUUGCCCAGGGACGCCCUGCCGCCUUUGGCACGUGCCUCCCGGAUGACUUCUAUCCGGCCCGGCAACACGGCGGCCUCGACUCCGGCUUCCACAGCGUGGACAGCGGCAGCAAGCGGUGGUCGGGGAACGAGUCCACCGACGAGUUCUCCGACCUCUCCUUCCGCAUCGCCGAGUUGGCCCGCGACCCCAAGCAGCUGCGGGAGAAGCGCGGAGGGGCAGGCGAUGCCGGAGAAGUGGAGCAGAUCGACUACAUCGACAGCAGCGUGAACGGGGAGGAAGAGGAAGAGGAGGAUUCGCUGGUGGAGGAAGAGGCGAUGGGGGGGCCCCCUCCAGCUGGGAGGGCCGGCAAGGCAUGGAGCGGCUUCCCAGGACUGGCGCCCCACGAGGAGCCCCAGAAACACACCAGGAUCCCCUCCCAGAGAGUGGGCGCUGGAGAGCCAGGGCUGAUGGCUGGCAGGGGCGGCAGUGGGGCCGGCUCCGCCAGGCCGGAGUUCUCAGCCGAGGAGCGCCGUCGCCCAGAACUCCUGCAGCUGUGGCAGGAAAGGGAGCGCCAGCAGCAGCAGCAGCAGCCGCCGCCCUCGCGGUGGACGGACAGGUGGGCGUCUGAGGCUCCCUGGCAGAGGCUUUGGAGCCCUCCGGCUGGGGGGAGCAGCAGCCUGGCCGAGAAGGGCGGUGGCCUCCCUCCUCCGAAGCAGCCCUGCGGCCAGGGAGCUGAACCUCCGGCUGGUUCCCCCAGGCACAGUCCCCGCUCUGCAGACCCUCCUCGGCUUUGCCAGAGCUCCACAGGGGCCAGCCUUGCCACCCCCCGCAAUGGCAGCGUGGCGCAGAGGCCUUCCAGCUUCCUCUUCCGCUCCUCCUCCCAGAAGGGCGUCCAGCGGAGCUUGGAUUCCCCGUCGCCUGAGCUCAGCAGCCCCGCCAGGUGCCGUACGGGGACCCAGGCCUCAGACGAGAGGCAGCUCCUUGCCCAGCUGCGCAAGGCCAUUGAGUCCCACCUGAACAUUACGCUGGCAGAGGACUUGGGCGAGGCCCUGGCCGACGGGGUCAUCCUUUGCCAGCUGGCAAACCGCCUGUGCCCACGCUCUGUGCCUUUCAUCCACGUGCCCUCGCCUGCUGUGCCGAAGCUGAACGCCGCCAAAAGCCGCAAGAACCUGCAGGGCUUCCUGGCCGCCUGCCGCCAGCUUGGGAUUCCGGAGGUGUCUCUCUGUGGUGCCCCAGACAUUGCCCUCCUCCUCCAAGGCAACGUCCGUGGCUUCCUGUGCCCACUGGAGGCCCUGCUGCUGCUGCUGCACCCAGCGGCCCCCCUCGCGCCUCCCGGCCACCUGGCCGGCUUUGCCGUCUUCUAUGCCUGCGUCAUGUUGCUGCUGUACUUUGCCUACUGCCAGCUGUGUGGCCUCUUCUUCUGCUGCUGCUGCUGAGCCCUCGGCCGCCCAGCCGAGCAGGACUGCCUGGCUGCCACAGCCGCCCUGUCCGCAGAGCCGGACGCUGCGUUCCCUGGUCAGAGACUCCGGCUCCAGGCAGGCCGCCCGUUGCUAGGAAGAUCAGCCCUCUGGUUUCAGACAUUGACCGGCUUCACUCACGUUCUGCAGGCAGCCAGAUGGGUUGGGGGCUGUCAAGAGGCCCCUUUCUCCAGUCAAUGCCUCCUGACACCCCCCGAAGUCCCCCCCAUUUCAGGCCCCCCACAGCCCUCCCGGCCACGCCUGUGCCUUCUCCCCAGAACCUGCCCUGUGCCCCUUCGGCUCCCCUUCCCAAGUGCCUCCAUGGGCAGGAUGGCCCUGCUGUGCCCCCCCGCCUGGCGACACAGAGGCCUCCGCCUGCUUUGGGCCCGCAGGAAUCAAGCCGCUUGGAGCACAGCAGCUCUGGGUUGUCCAGUCCCAGUGUGGCCGCUCCGGUCCUCUGCCCGGAGCCCUUUUGUAGCUUUAGCAAGGGGCCCUUCUGGGCUGUGUUGCCCUCUGGAAAGAGGGCCUGCCUGCCUGCCUGGCUACUGGCUGGGCCCUGAAGAGCCUGUGGGCUCUUGGCAGGUGGGCCAUGUUCCUUCAAGGGCCCCAACCUCCUGGGAGAGCCUGGCACUCGCUUGGCACAACAGCCGCCUGACCCUGGGGCACCCCGGGGCCCCCCGACUGGGACCUUCCCUGGAUGAAGGCGGGAGGGAGGGAGGAGCCCCCAGCCUCGGCACCCCCAGCUCCUUUGCUGUGCCAGCCCAGUGGAAAUGCCUUAAGCCCCCCCCAACCCCUUCAAUGACGCCCCCCCCCCCACCUGCUGCCUUAAAGGUGUGAAAACUAUAUUUUAUACAAACACGCACACACGCAUAUAUAUAUAUAUCUGGAGACUGGAGGUGAAGGGGAGGCUGGGAGGAAGGUCUGUGUUUUUAACCGCUUGUACCAUAUUGUAAAUAUCUAUUUAUCCCCCCCCCAAAAAAAAAA